Molecule: messenger RNA, 6584 nt
Organism: Tachysurus fulvidraco (yellow catfish)
Lineage: Eukaryota; Metazoa; Chordata; Actinopteri; Siluriformes; Bagridae
Gene: mroh1
Product: maestro heat-like repeat family member 1
Exons: 43
Coding region: 451-5397 (1648 amino acids)
Cellular component (GO): cytoplasm
Source: RefSeq, a predicted model, not a curated record
AUUGUCUGUGUGUUGUUCUUGUCUGCUCUGCGUAUUAGAAAGCUAUGGCACUAAAACAAACUGCUUUUAUGUGUAAUCUCAUCUCAUCCUGCUUCUGCUGUAGACCAGUCACUACACAGUCCUGUACAGCAGCAGGCCACCAGAGGUCCAUCCGUACUUAUGAGUACGCUAGUAUGCAGUGUGGGACGUAGCCAAGAAGCACAUGAUCAUCGGUGUUUACAUGCAGCACACCAUAUCACCAUUACUGGCUUUUUGACGGUUUGAUUAAACAUUAGUGACUCACAGACUUACAGGAUCUGCGUCAGUCUGGCGGUUCAGCUCUGCUUCAUACACCGGAUUGGGGAUCUAUGUGGCUGUGUUUUCACCAAGCGAACAGAAAGUGUUGUGUAUUUAAAGGCCAACAGAUGUAUAGCUAUGUGAUCCCCAGUGAAUGAUCCCCAGUGAAUUGCCAUGGGUGUCAUCGAGGAGAGUGAUCUGGAGCAGGUGACCCUGGCUCUGCUGGAUGCAGCCAAUGAUAAGGAUGUGGGUGUACAGGAGCAGGUUCGGAAGUCCAUCCUUACGCUGGGGAACCAGCAGCCAGAUAAAGUGCUGUCCAUGUGCCAGAACUACCUGCUUAAACACUCCAAGCUGGUGGCAGGGCACCGAGUGGUGGUUCUGAAGACCAUAGAGCUGGUGGUAAAAAGCAAGAUUGAGGACAUCAGUUAUCCUAAACUAAAGACCACCAUAACACUGGCCUCAGAUGAAAUGACCAGGUCUAAGGAAGUUGUCAAUGACUGGCAGCAGACGGCUAGUGACAUAUUGGUCGCUGUAGGGAACAAGUACAUCAAUGAAAUUAUGGAGGACAUCCUUGGCAAGUUCCAGCCAGGGGUUCUACCUCAUUACUUCGUGGUCCAAACAUUAGCCAGUCUCUCAGACUCCAAUGUUUAUGGCAUGGUUCCGUUCCUCAGCGCUAUCUUGGGUACCAUGUUGCCUAUGUUAGGACUGGCCAAGCAAGACAACAUGAAGUGGGUCUUCUCCUCUGCUCUUUCACGCUUCAGUGAGAGCAUUCUGGAGUACCUGGCCAACUUGGACAAAGCGCCGGACCCCACAGUACGCAAGGACACGUUCUCCAGUGAAAUAUAUGCUGCUUAUGACAUCCUCUUUAACAGUUGGCUUCAAAGCAGAGAUGCCAAGUUGCGUCUGACCGUAGCAGAAGCUCUGGGGUUGAUGAGUCACUUGAUGCCUCAUGACAAGUUGGAAGAGCAGCUCCCUAAACUCCUCCCUGCAAUACUUAGCUUGUACAAGAAAAACCCUGAGCACUACAUCAUCAGCAAGAGCCUUUGUCAGAUCCUGGAGGCCUCUGUGAACAUAAGCAGCAGGGUGCUCGAGACUCAGAUGGAUAGCCUUCUAGUUGCUCUGCACCAACAGGUGUGUACACCUGUGGACUAUAGUAAUCCUCCAACUGUGAAAAACCACAAUGAAAUUCUGCGAUGCUUCACGGUCCUUGCUAAAACGUUCCCAGACCGACUGAUGGUGUUUGUCCUGCAGAGGCUGGAAAACAAUAAUGAGAGAAACAGAAUAAGCUCCCUGGCUGUACUCAGACACCUCAUCAACUCAACAACUUCCAUAAUGGAAAACAAGAAGCUUCUUAUUCUUGCCAGUAUGAGACAACCUUUAGCAGACAACAGCAAUAAGGUAAAGAAGAGUGUUGUGCAGGUCAUCAGUGCGAUGGCUCACCAUGGCUACCUGGAGCUGGAGGGAGGAGACAUUCUCGUGCGCUUUAUCAUUCAACACUGUGCACUUCAGGACACUUACCAUCGAGGACAACGUCCCUUAGAUCCAGAGGAGGUGACUAAUGAGGCACUGAGAAGCAUGUGUGAUGACACACUUCAUCUCUUCUCCACGACUGUGGGCCACCUGACAGAUGUGUUGUGGCCGAUGCUGCUGUGCUACUUGACCCCAAGUCAGUACUUCAAUGCCACCACCCCUCUCUGCAAAAGCCUUAUCUUGCUGGCCAAUAAGAAGCGAUCAGCCCAAGAGCAAACUUUCACCAUCAACUUCAGUGCGCCAGGUUCCAAUAUUCCUUCUCCACAUAUGCUAAUGAUAAGGCUUUUGGUGAAUGCUGCGUUCCCAUUCUCGUAUCGAGGGCAUGGGUCUCCCUCUCUGAGUCUUCUGAAUGCCAUCGGUCCCAGCAUUAACCCUAAAGUAGAAGCACUAUGGGAAAGUGAGAUCCCAAAGCUGCUUAGCUAUCUGGAAGAAUUCACACCAGAAGACUUUGACAAAAGAUCCUGGGAAGACGGACUCCUUCGGUUUCUGUCUAAAACUCUGGUAGCCAUAGAUGAUGGCCAGUGGAGCUGUCAGCUGGUAGUUGAAGCAACCCGAUAUCUUCCUACCUACAAUCAUUCUUUGGAGGAGAAGAGCUUCCUGUAUAAGUGUAUCGGUGUGGCUCUGCAGCAGUCCAGCAGUAAGGAGCUGGUGAAAAAACAGCUCCAGGAGAUCCUGAUCAGCACCCGCCAUAACGACGCCACAGAGAGAGCGGGAGUAGCGAUAGCUGUGGGGUUGUGUGCCAGCAGUCAUUUGGAUGGCACUCUGGCCAAGCUUGAGGAGUUUGGGAAAUCUGAUACCUUCAAGAAAGCCUCUGGGAUAUUCAGCUUGCUCAAAGAUAAGAAUGAUGUGGAUGUAGAGAAGAUGAAGAGCACUUUGAUUUUAUGCUAUGGCUACGUGGCCCUGAAUGCCCCGGUGGAACAGCUUCUCAUUCGCCUCGACAAUGACAUACUCCGCAACAUCAGCAAGCUCUUUAACACCAAGGUUCUUGGAAUUAAAGUAGAGACCAAGGACCUGACCAUGAAGCUGAGUCUAAUUCAAAGUAUUGGCCUCAUUGCAAAAGCUAUUAAUAACUGCGUUCACAAACAGGGAUACGUCUUCACCCGCAAACAGGAGCUCGUCGGAGUAAUGAUGGAUUUCAUCAAGGCAGAGCCAGUCGAUGCCUUGCGUACUCCAGUGCGCCAACUUGUUAUGACCACAUGUGCCAACCUCAAUAUUUUGGAUCCACCCCUGGCGGAAAAUGAAACUUUUGAUAUGCUGAAAGUUUGCAUAAAUGGGGUAUUUGGGCUUCCUUCAUUAGAAAUGUUGGAAAAAACCAAAGAUGAAGAGCUUCUUGACCCCCAGGAACGAGAGGUCUUGUAUGCAUCCACCUUCAGCGCCCUUCAUGAUCUGCUGUGCAGUGUUCUGGCACGAGAUUUAACUCCAGACGGUAUUCAGACUAUGUUCAAGCAUAUAGAGAGCUGGUUGAGCUCUAAACAGGACCAUGAGCGUGAGCGAGCAGUGAGGACUGUAGCUGAAAUGCUGAAUUUCUACCUGGACAGUCUUAAUGUCAAGACCUUAGUGACAUUCCAUAACCUCGGGAGUUUGUUGGGGCGUCUGGCCCCACGCUGUACAGACCCCAAUGCUGCGGUGCGGAGAGCUGCCAUAGACUGCAUUUACUUACUCUUACACAUUCAGCUGCGUUAUGAAGGCUUUUCGCUGGACUACAAGGAUGACUCAGUAGAAAGUUUAACAUCAUUGCGAGAACAACUAAAUGACCCUGACCCAUCAGUCCUCUAUAAAACCUGCUCUGAACUCACUAAGAUCAUCAGUAAACGUCUGCCUCAGCAGCAGCUAAACACACUGAUCUUCAUGCUGUUUGAAGGUUUAGUUGACUCCCAAUCCAAUUGUGCCAGAGCCUCAAGUGUCAUUCUGAACACACUGCUCAAAAACAGAGGGGCGAUGCUGCAAGAUCUGGUGCCAGAGAUGUUGGAGGAGCUGCACAGUCAGCUGCAGGUCAUCUCUGAAGAGCAGGUGAAGGUUGCAGUCGCACAGUCUAUUUUGAUCCUGGCCACACAGCACUUGCAGACGGUCAUCAACACACUCAUUUCAUAUCCUCUUCCUUUCGACAGUUGGAUAAGUGAGAUGUGGAUCGCUCUGGGAGCAGACAGCACUGUAGCCCGGCAGAUCAUGGAAAUGAUCAUGGAGAAGUUAAACGUCAUUGUACCCUAUGUGGAUAAGAAGGAGUCCAUACUGAAACCAGGCAUGACUAAGGUGGCCACCAAUCAACCGUUAGCGAUGACAUGUGCCCUGCGUGAGAUGAUGCUGAAUGGACACACGGAAGAAGCUGUGGUCAGUCUUUUCCCUCAGCUGUUCAGUGCACUGCUGGUCCGUAUUGGCUCCAGUGUUGGGGUUCAGUUACCCAGAGACAUUAACAGCAAUAGUAUCAGAGCAGAAGGCAGAAGCCCCAGCAAAAGCACCUUUGAUGUCUGUGGGACUGCAGUUGAAGCUUUGCGCAUCCUACUGGCUCGAGCUCAUCUGGAUGUUGUAGUGAAUGUACUAGACCAGGACACGGUGUGGGACAAGAUGAAGGACCCUCAGCAACAUACAACAGGGGUCACUCUUCUCUCCAGAGCAAUGGCGAAGCAUGCAGGGCCACGAAUCCCUGCUAUAGUGGAGAGCAUGUGUCCAUUGAUCAGCAACAUCUAUGAGUGCCAGAGAAUCACAGUCACAGCUUUCUUCUCCGAGCUGCUAAACCACCAUGUUGUGACCGAGCUGAUGAUGAUUGAUGUAUUGAUGAACAACAUGAUGGAGAGGAUUUCAGACCCAUGUUGUACUGUCCGUAUGCUGGCCAUCAGAGGCCUGGGGAACAUCGCCACUGGCUCACCAGAGAAGGUGAAUAAAUAUGCUAAGGAGCUGUUGGCAGCCAUGAGCUCGGGAAUGGAAGAGAAGGACGACCCAGGGAAGCUCAUCACUCUUGAGGCUAUGUCUGGCAUGUCAAAGGUGUUGCUCUACCUGGAUGAGAGGAAUGUCCACAUGCUGGUAGUUUACAUCUUCAUGAAGAUUAAACCCUUCCUGGAGAAUGAGAACGACGAGAUCCGCUGUGCUUCCAUCAUGCUGCUGGGGAACCUAUCGAAGUUCGGCUCAGGGGAACCUGUUUUUAAAGACCAGAUUCAUAACGUGUUGGUCGGUCUGCUCCUGCACCUCAGUGACCCAAGUACACAGGUUGUCAAGGCAUGUAAAUAUUCCAUGCGUGUGUGCGCUCCUGUCUUGGGUUCUGAAAUGAUCACCAACAUGUUUCAGAACCAUCUCCACGAAGAGAAGAGCCUUCACUAUGGCGAAUUCAUCAAUGACCUUGUCAAAUACCUAAUUCAAGACUUCCCAGGAAUGCUGAAUUUCUACCAUGUCACAGUAAUUCAGUUCUUCAAGAGCAACUGGGCAGAGAUCAGAGCAAGUGCCGCUAUGUUCAUAGGAUUUCUACUGAGAAAUCUGCCUGAUGAGCACUUCUCUCAUAUCAACAUGGGGAUAGUGACUAAGGCUCUCGUCAUGCUGCUACAGGAUCCAGAUCCUCUGGUUCGAGCAAAGGCAGCAGAAGCCAUGGGGCACUUUCACUGAAUAAUCACCCAAACCCAAAGCCAAUUAUAGGUGGUUGGAAAAGGUUGACAGCCUAAAUGUUGUACUUGAAUUAUCCAUUUAGUGACCAAAGACUGUGCACUACGUAUAGAACGUAAAGAUAAUUAGAAGCUCUGUAAUGUCAUUGAUGAAUUGAUGAACAUGGCGAAUUUUGACAGGACUAUAUAGUAAUUAUGUAUCAUGUCCCUACUCAUCGGUAAUAGAUUUAUGCAGUGCGCAGUAAAAGCUGUAAGGCUACCAGAAUCCCUUUAAACAUUGGACAUCCAGAAAUUAGAACCGGUUUUAAAGAUAUCUCUUAUAGUCCAUCUUAGACAAUUGUGAAUAAUUACUAUUGACUGAGCAGACAGAAUACACACAAUUUGUUUUUAUUUUCUUUUGAUAAUGGUCUAUUUUGGUAGGCUGAUGACGUGUUCUCACAAAAAAACAACAACAAAAAAACAAAAAAACAGCAAUACAUUGUAGAAAGUGUGCAACAAGCUACUGUUCUCCACAUUGACCAUAAGGAGCUAGCCUUUUCUAGUAUAAUGCAUUUGAGGUAGCAAAAGUUCAUCUACUGAGGUGAACACAUUGUAGGUGAACCUGUAGACCCCAGGCAGGACAUGUAGAGAAAAUUACAUUUGACAAAGUCGAGCCAUAAUAGUGCCAAACAUAGUGUUGUAAACUGAGGCAACAGUGAACAUUUUCAUUGUCAUUUUUAAUGCAAUUCAGCUGCAGGUGGUGGCAUCACAGUAGUAUUUUCAUAUUGGACAAUGAGAUGCUUAAUUAAUACAACUGUCGAUAUCUUGAUAAAUGCAUAUAACUAUUAAUAUAUCUAGUGCAAUGUAGCAGAUUUUGUGAUUUCUGUGUGAAAUACUGUGUUGUGUUCUUUUUUUAUAUAUAUACACAAUCUUGAUUAAUUCAUUAAAACAAAUUAUACCUGGAAGAUAAACAGUUUAUUAUAGAACUCAUGCUGUUAAACCAAGAACUCUAAACUCCGUUCAAAUGAUGACUUAGACUGCCACUUACUGACAGUACAGCCCCGUUAACCCGAGUCGAGAUGUGUUUAUAAGUGCUUUUUUGUGAUUGUGGUUUUCACAUCUUUAUGAACUUUGUCCUGUGUUAUUUUUUUGAGAAACUUUUAUAUGGAUGAUCAUGGACUAUGUGCUGAUUCAAUAAAGUUGUUGAAAGCA